Solea senegalensis (Senegalese sole) is the source of this 1487-nucleotide messenger RNA. RefSeq names its product peroxisomal biogenesis factor 10 (gene pex10). Gene Ontology annotation, biological process: protein import into peroxisome matrix. Lineage: Eukaryota; Metazoa; Chordata; Actinopteri; Pleuronectiformes; Soleidae. The transcript has 6 exons. The coding region runs from base 391 to 1368 and encodes 325 amino acids. Gene Ontology annotation, molecular function: zinc ion binding. Gene Ontology annotation, cellular component: peroxisomal membrane. The record is from RefSeq and is a predicted model, not a curated record.
CUCCUCUACCAAAUACAAAGGAGAAGAAGAAUGUACUUCCUUUGUGUUUCCUGUAUUUAUUUGGUCACAGAUUAAGUGUAUUAUAAUGUAAACUUUAAUCCCAUAAACGGAUCCAUAUUCUGUCAGGAGGUCACACACCGUGGACACAGAAGUGAGUUAGCUUAGCCUGUUAGCGGAGCUGCGUCAUCGUGACGCUGCAGUGUUUGAGUUUGUACAGCUCAAAGUGGCUGAAACGUGUGUUCUGUGGAUGUAACUGUUGCGACUCGGUUUAUUUUUGUUCUCAAUAAUAACCUCGGUCAGUAGACGUGAAUUAUAUGUCGCCAUGAACUACACAUUGGCUCGCUUCUGACAUCAAAACCCUGCUGUUAGCCAAGAACAACAACAACAAGCAUGCCCCUCGCCCCGGCAAACCAGUCCCAGUUGAUUCGGUCCAGCCAAAGAGACGAAUAUUAUCAAACCUUCCUGAGAAACAACGCCAACGAAGCUUUUCAAACACUUGCUGGAUCUAAAAGAUGGCUGGACUGGAGGAAAGAGAUAGAGCUGCUAUCAGACCUUGUAUACUAUGGAUUAACUACAUUAUCAGGUUACCAAACAUUAGGGGAAGAGUAUGUCAGCAUUGUCCAGGUGGAUCCGUCUAAACGGAAGAUACCCUCACCGGCCAGACGUGGCCUCUUUGUCCUCUGCCAUGCAUUCUUGCCAUAUCUCCUGGAUAAGGUCCUGGUGUGUCUGGAGAAUGAGCUGGAAGGUGAGCAGGAGAGCUUCAGCACUGUGAGGCGGCGGCAGGCAGCAUCUGGGACAUGGAGCCUGGAGUCCUGGCUGAGGAAGUGGACGCAGAGGGCAGUGGGGCUGCUGUCAGAGUCCCAGAGGAGAGCGUGUCUGCCGGCCAUCUUUGUCCUACAUCAGGGUCUGACCCUCCUACACCGAUUCCAUGCGGCUCUGUUCUACAUCAGGGGCUCCUUCUAUCAUCUGUCUAAGAGGACGGCUGGUAUCAGCUAUCUGCGUGUGAUGGGCCUGGACAGCAGUGACAGAACCAUCAGGAACAGUUACAGGCUGCUGGGCACAGUGUCCCUCCUUCAGUUGGUCAUCACUGUCAGUCUCCAGCUCAACAACCUGAGACGGAGACAAAGAGCCAGGAAGGAGUGGAAGCUCUACAGGAAACUCAGUCCUCAGCGCACAACAAGCUUGAGUCCCAGAGUCACCCGCUGUAUCCUCUGUCUGGAGGAGAGAAGACACUCGACCUCCACACCCUGUGGACACCUGUUCUGCUGGGAGUGCAUCACAGAGUGGUGCAACACCAAGGCUGAGUGUCCUCUGUGUCGGGAGAAGUUCCAGCCUCACAGACUGGUUUACCUGAGGAACUACAGCUAGGAACACACACACAAACUUGUUUUUAUAUCUCAGUGAGGACACAUCAAAGACAUAAUGCUUUACCUAGCCUAGCCCCUUACCCUUACCUUAAUCAUCACAACUAAGUGCCUAACCCUGAA